This is a messenger RNA of Bipolaris zeicola 26-R-13, 381 nucleotides long. RefSeq lists its product as uncharacterized. The transcript has a single exon. The coding region runs from base 1 to 381 and encodes 126 amino acids. NCBI's taxonomy places the organism in Eukaryota, Fungi, Ascomycota, Dothideomycetes, Pleosporales, Pleosporaceae. The record is from RefSeq and is a predicted model, not a curated record.
AUGUGGUUGGCAGCGCCACUCCCGGCGGUCGGAGGUGCGACGGCACUGAAACGCCAGGCCAUCGACAGGCCCUCGUUGGCCGUUUUUGGAGAUGAGGCCUUAUGCCAGCGCUUCAACGCCGCAUGCAAAGAAGGCGCCAUUCGACGCUACGCUCCGGGAACAAUCCCAUGUGGAUGCACCGAUGUGCUGCUAAUUGUCCAUCCACAUCAAGGGCCCGCGGCAGGAGUCAUGGGCCUGGGCAGCAAUUCACCCGACCGCGAGGCUGCUAACUGCUGCUGCUGUUGCUGCUCCUGCUUGUGCAUAGUAUAUCCCCACACAGUGAAUUGGACAUGGAAGGGACUGGUCAUGUCGGUGACGAACGCUGUGCGCGACGUUGGAUGA